ACAUUUCUUCUUUCCCUCCCCCACCUAAACCCCCAAUAUCCACCAUCCUUUCAUUCCAAUCCAAACUCUUUCUUUUCUUUUUCGUUUUCCUUUUCCCUUCAUUUUUCCCUCUUUUUCCUUUUUACCUUUUUCGAAAAAGCUGCCUGCCUGCCUGGGCCUGCCUCCUAUUAUUUUCUUUUUUAAAUAAAAUAAAAUAAAAUAAAAUAAAAAGAUAGAAAGAAAGAAAGUGGUUUGAUUUGUGUGUGUAACUGGGUUUAACUUACUUACUUACUUACAUCCAUCCAUCCAUCUAUCUAUCUAUCUGUAUUUGGGGCGAACCUCGGCUGCUUCCCGCGGACUCUGUUUGUUUGUUUGGUUGUGGUGUGCGGAAGCAAGAGUGCAAGAGUUGAGUGGGUUUUACUGAACCCCUACCAAGACAAGGCGCUUUUUCUUCUCAACCAACACAGAAGAAGAACAAACAAAAACAAGAUUUCAUUAUGCCAAUUCUGGAUUCCCCAUUCUCAACACCUAUACCAUCUUUCUCAGAUCUCUAGAAUCUCACACUUUCAACUUCUACCUAUUACCUCUCUUUUCCUAAACACCCAACUCCUCACCUUUCUGGAGAGCCCAUGUCGUCUCCACUUCUGCUUUUUCUUCAUACAUCCUCCCACCCGCUCCCCUGACUCACUCUUUACACAACCCCUAAUUACUUGUUCAUGGCACCACAUUUUCUGUUUUCCAAACCCCUUUUUCUUCUUUCCGCUCUCCUCCAUCUUGCUUCUGCUACGCUAUCUCCUUCUGGUGUUAACUUUGAAGUCGUAGCGUUGAUGGCCAUAAAAUAUGAUUUAUUAGAUCCCCACAAUGUUCUGGAGAACUGGGAUUCUAAUUCUGUGGAUCCUUGCAGCUGGAGAAUGGUCACCUGUUCUCCAGAUGGAUAUGUUUCUGUUUUGGGGCUACCUAGCCAGAGUUUGUCCGGGGUCUUAUCACCGGGGAUUGGAAACCUCACCAAGUUGGAAUCAGUGUUGCUUCAGAACAAUGACAUUUCAGGACCAAUUCCUGCAACCAUUGGAAAGUUAGAGAACCUCCAGACUCUUGAUCUCUCCAACAAUGUAUUUAGUGGCCAAAUACCCAGUUCCCUCGGAGACCUGAAGAAGCUGAACUAUUUGCGACUGAAUAACAACAGCCUAACUGGACCUUGUCCUGAAUCUCUAUCCAAAGUUGAAGGUCUCACGCUCGUGGACCUUUCAUACAACAACUUGAGUGGCUCCUUACCCAAAAUAUCAGCAAGAACGUUCAAGAUUGUUGGUAACCCUCUGAUUUGUGGUCCAAACAACUGUUCUGCUAUCUUUCCAGAGCCAUUGUCGUUUGCCCCAGAUGCUCUUGAAGAAAAUUUGGGGUUUGGUAAGAGCCACCGCAAGGCAAUUGCUUUCGGGGCAAGUUUUAGUGCUGCGUUUAUUGUUUUAGUCCUUAUUGGACUACUUGUCUGGUGGAGAUACAGACACAACCAGCAGAUUUUCUUUGAUGUAAAUGAUCAAUAUGACCCAGAGGUACGUUUGGGUCAUUUGAGAAGGUACACAUUCAAGGAACUUCGGGCAGCAACUGAUCACUUCAACUCUAAGAAUAUCUUGGGAAGAGGUGGGUUUGGAAUUGUGUACAAGGGAUGCUUAAAUGAUGGGACUCUGGUAGCGGUUAAAAGGCUGAAGGAUUAUAACACAGCUGGUGGGGAGAUCCAAUUUCAGACUGAAGUAGAGAUGAUAAGCCUAGCUGUACACCGAAAUCUUCUCAAGCUUUUUGGCUUUUGUUCAACUGAGAGCGAAAGACUUCUGGUUUACCCUUUCAUGCCCAACGGCAGCGUUGGAUCUCGUCUAAGAGAUCAUAUCCAUGGGCAGCCGGCUCUAGAUUGGGCAAUGAGAAAGAGAAUAGCCUUGGGCACAGCUAGGGGAUUGGUAUACUUACACGAGCAGUGUGACCCCAAAAUUAUUCAUCGUGAUGUCAAGGCCGCCAACAUUCUCCUUGAUGAAGACUUCGAGGCCGUCGUGGGAGACUUUGGGUUGGCCAAACUUUUGGAUCACAGGGAUUCUCAUGUGACUACAGCCGUGCGUGGCACUGUUGGCCAUAUUGCCCCAGAAUACUUAUCAACGGGCCAAUCGUCAGAAAAGACUGAUGUUUUUGGGUUUGGAAUCUUGCUUUUGGAGUUGAUUACUGGUCAGAAGGCUCUGGAUUUUGGUCGAGGAGCAAACCAGAAAGGCGUGAUGCUCGAUUGGGUGAAAAAGUUGCAUCAGGAAGGGAAGCUGAAUAUGAUGGUGGAUAAGGAUCUAAAGGGUAACUUUGACAGAGUCGAGUUAGAGGAAAUGGUCCAGGUUGCGCUGUUGUGCACUCAAUUCAAUCCUUCUCACCGACCCAAAAUGUCUGAAGUAUUAAAAAUGUUGGAAGGCGAUGGUUUAGCUGAGAAAUGGGAAGCAUCACAGCACAUCGAAACGCCAAGAUGCCGACCGUGCGAGAAUCCACCUCAACGGUACUCAGAUUAUAUAGAAGAAUCUUCUCUGAUUGUGGAAGCCAUGGAGCUUUCAGGCCCCAGAUGACAGCCAUCGUUUUUCUUUCUUUUGUAAUUCCCUCUUACAACAUUAACUUGCAGUUGAAGAGAAGAGAGUGAGUGGGCGUUGAUAGUGUUGGUUUCAUGCUCGUGUAAUUCUUUCUGUAAAAAGGAAACAAGAGAAAGAGUAACGCUAAGCUGUUUGUUGAAGCCUAUGCUUAGAGGUUAACUUCUUAGUUCUGGCUUAUGGAACGACGUGUCGUUUGUUAAAUUAA
Cucumis melo (muskmelon) is the source of this 2787-nucleotide messenger RNA. RefSeq names its product protein NSP-INTERACTING KINASE 3. The transcript has 11 exons. Bases 696 to 2561 code for a protein of 621 amino acids. Gene Ontology annotation, biological process: protein phosphorylation. Gene Ontology annotation, molecular function: protein kinase activity; protein binding; ATP binding. The record is from RefSeq and is a predicted model, not a curated record. Lineage: Eukaryota; Viridiplantae; Streptophyta; Magnoliopsida; Cucurbitales; Cucurbitaceae.